Penicillium antarcticum is the source of this 1656-nucleotide messenger RNA. RefSeq lists its product as uncharacterized. The record is from RefSeq and is a predicted model, not a curated record. The coding region runs from base 1 to 1656 and encodes 551 amino acids. The transcript has 2 exons. Lineage: Eukaryota; Fungi; Ascomycota; Eurotiomycetes; Eurotiales; Aspergillaceae.
AUGGUCCAGCGACACAAGGUCUUGGAGACCGAUAACCCGACUGCAAAGUUUCUCUACACUAUCAUCAAGCAGUUGGACCUGAAGUCGAUCAACUGGAAUCGUGUUGCCUCUGAGCUAGAGAUAUCCAAUGGUCAUGCUGCUCGCAUGCGAUAUUCCCGUUUUCGGCAACAGAUGGAUGGUACUACAGGAGUGGCUCGGGCAAAGAGAAAGCCGAAGAAAGUCAAAACAGUGGACCCCCCCACCGAUAUGCAAAUGCGACCAGGCUUCCCAAUGGAUCUAUCCGGGAUGCCCAAGAUGGAACCCAUAGAUACAUCUUUGCGCAGCAACCCAUUUUUCAAAGGCGAAUCGAGAAUCCAAGGGUACUCAGGCAUGCAGGAUUAUGCGAAUUACUCUCAGUCAAUGCCUGACAACAGCAACAACAACAUCAUCCAAUCCUACCCUUACCUGCCACAAGACUUUGCAUCAAGAGGGUUCCAAUAUGCGGCUCGAAUGUCGUCAGGGCUACCACUCGUUAGCCCAGGGACAUCUUUCAUGAACCCAUACCAAUCUCCGGAAAUUCAAAACAGCUAUGCAUAUGCAUUGACAGCCGGAUCAACAGGCUUUGAGACACAGGACUUUGGAAUGCAGUCUACAAUGACCAACUUCGGUCCAACUAUCAGCUGGGGGCAGCGACCUUCUUCUCCUCACAAUCCACAGGCUGUGAAAGUUGAAGGGAGACAACAGCCCGAAGCUGGAACCUUGAAUUUUGGCGAGCAGCUCAACAGCUUGCCCGUUCAACCUGAAACGCAGUCGCCCAUGACCAGAUUUGGCCCAAUCGUCAAUUGGGAGCAGCGGACCUCUUCUCAUGAGAGUCCCCCGAACGUGAAAGUUAAGGAGGAGCAACGGACUGAAGUGGAAGCAAUGGAUCUUGCUGAACAUUUUAAAAAAACGCCUGUCCAACAUGUUGAUCAUUCCAUGAACGACGUUGUUGAUGGUCUUGCUGAACAAGAUGUUCAAUAUCCCAUUCAAGGAGCAGUCCAGAACUUAGCCAGCCAUUACGUCGAGUCAACCGCUCACAACCAGGUUCAAAAUGCCACUGACUGUCAAGCUCAAUAUCCCAGCCAGAACUCUGUCAGAACCCCGAGCAGCCUUCACAUUGAUCUGUCUGCUCAAGCUCAACCUCAGCAAAUUGCUGAAGAGAAUCUUCACCAUGCUCAACAAAAGCCCCAGGACAUCAUCGCUGGCCACCGGGUUGACAGCCCUGCUUCAAUCCAGACACAACCUACUACACCAAGUCCGACCAAAAGUCCCAUCAGAAACUCAGCUGGUUAUCUUUUGGAAAAGGAGAUCGGUCAGCUCGUUCAGAGGCCCAUUCAACAGCCCGAUCCAAAAAGUGAUCAGCAAACCGUGGAAACGUCUGCCCAAGUAGCCUCACAAAAGGCUGCCCAGGAACCAAUUCAACCCGUUCAGCCCGUUCAGCCUAUCCCACUUAUUCAGCAGCCCGCUCAGCAACUAGCUCAGACACCGGAUCGAACUCCCAUCCAAGAGCCUGCUCAAUGCAUCCUGCGUCCAGAUCAGUACUAUAGUGAGCAGCCUACUCAGCAACCCAGCCAACCACCUGCUCAAAAUCCCGUUCCAACCAUUGUUGAUCACCAAUUUGACACCUCCCCCCGCUAA